AUGGAUAGCAACAACCAUCCCGGGGGCCAGGGAGGGUUCAGCAGUGUCUUUGGAGGGUCGCUAGGUUAUCCGCAUACAGACCUGUCUGGGGUACCAUUAACAGGAAUAAGCCCCCUCUCUCCAUAUUUGAACGUGGAUCCAAGGUAUUUAACACAGGACUCAGAAGAGUUUAUUUUGCCUACUGGUGGCAACAAGACUCGAGGAAGAUUUGAACUGGCUUUUUUUACAAUUGGAGGCUGCUGUAUGACAGGAGCAGCCUUUGGUGCAUUUAACGGUUUGCGUGUUGGAUUAAAAGAAACUCAGAACAUGGUCUGGACCAAACCCAAGAACGUUCAGAAUGUAAAUAUGGUCACAAGACAAGGUGUGAUGUGGCCUAACACUCUGGGAUCUUUAGCAUUAUUGUACAGUGCCUUAGCGGUUCUAGUUGAGAAGACUAGAGGAGCAGAAGAUGACCUGAACAUUAUGGCAGCCGACACAAUGACAGGAAUGCUAUUCAAGUCUUAA
Molecule: messenger RNA, 504 nt
Organism: Rana temporaria (common frog)
Lineage: Eukaryota; Metazoa; Chordata; Amphibia; Anura; Ranidae
Product: mitochondrial import inner membrane translocase subunit Tim23-like
Exons: 1
Coding region: 1-504 (167 amino acids)
Biological process (GO): protein import into mitochondrial matrix
Cellular component (GO): TIM23 mitochondrial import inner membrane translocase complex; mitochondrial inner membrane
Molecular function (GO): transmembrane protein transporter activity
Source: RefSeq, a predicted model, not a curated record